ACAGUAACAACAACAACAGUAACAACAACAACAACAACAACAACAACGUCGUCGGUUGGCGCAUUUGCAUAAAUAUGUGAGGCUGUCAGUACCCCCACCCCUUUGUCAUCGUUACCCCCGAUUGCCUUUUUACGCUCUACUCUUUAUCAAGUGUCGAAAAACAUCAACAACAACAACAAAAUAAUAAUAAUAAAAGUAGAAGCAGCAAAAGAGAGAUAAAAAAGCGCAAAUUGUGCAAAAUUAUUCAAAUUGUGUAUUGGUGUUGCGUGUGCGUAUGUGUGCGUGUGCAUUUUUGUGUGUUUGUUUGUGUGAACACAAUGCCGCUUAGAUCAGAGCAAAAACAACAACAUUGAGCUGAGCUCGUUCUGUCUCUCUCACUCUCUCUCUCACACUCAAUCUUUCACUCGAUAUUGCAAACGUCCAGCAGCUAAGAAAGAAAAUAUCAAAACACAACUGCACAAAAUGUCAACUUCAACAAUAACAACAACAACAUCGGCAGUAGCAGCAGCAGAGACAGCGACGCCCCCGCCGACUGCGAGCGUCGGACGCACCGCGGACUGUCGUAAAUUCUCACCAAAUAUAUUCAACAAGAGCAAAUGCAGCCACUGUUUUCGUCAAAGAGAGGAGCACAGCGCCGCUGCCUUGGAAUGCAAUAGGGCAUCCCGUAAGGUCUCCAAAUGUGGCUAUUUAUUUGUGGCGCCGGAUUGGGAUUUCAGCAAUCCAUUGUAUAGAACUAAGCGUUGGCAAAGACGAUGGUUUGUGCUCUAUGACGAUGGAGAGUUUACUUACUCUGUGGAUGAUUAUCCCGAGACUGUGCCACAGGCCAGCAUUGAUAUGACCAAAGUGCUCGAUGUGAGCAGCGCCGAGGAGGUGACCGGUCAUACAAACUCCAUUGCCAUAACUGCGCCAGAGCGCGUCACUUUUGUGAAGGGUAUCAGCUCAGAGGAGUCGCAAUGGUGGCUCAAUAUAUUGACAGCCUUCCCGAAGUCGAAGGGUCGUCACAAGCGCAGUACCACGCUGUCAGGUGGGCAAAUCAGCUGUCUACGUCAAUCCUCGAAUGUGGAAUUGGCCGUCAAGUUGGGAAAUCGCCAUAGCUCCUAUCACAAGGAUACGCUAACGUCCUCGCACUCAGCGACCAAUUUGAUUGGUAAUCUUGAUAGUCCCAGCUCAACGAACACUGUCACCGCACCAGCGAAUGAUGACGAGGACGAUGGCGUUGAAACUGGCGAGGAUGAGGAAGAUGAUGAGGAUGAGGAUGAGGAGCAACAAGUGUCAACGUCACGAAAGGCCAAAGUUACAUCUUCAUCCAGCAGUCUAGGCGGACAGGAUGAGAACAAUCGUAAUGCCGGCAAUGAAAUUACAAAUCGAGUUUCGCAACCAACGGGCUGUCUGCUUAUUGAGGACAUGCGGCGGGAUGAGAAGUCCAUCAAGGAUAUUGCCAAUACGAUAACAAACCUAAGUCAACAGCAGGGCAAACGCUGGUCCACAAUGGCUGUCAACAAUGCGCUGAAUAAUCAGCAUCAUUAUCAAUACCAGACAUCGCGUGAUGAGACCGAUUUCCAGGUGACGUCCUCGGGCAAGUCCCACAGCGAUCCACAGACGGUUGUCAAUUUGAGACCAAAGUCAUUACCACUGGCGGCCAACUCGACGCCGGCGAUUGUGUCCGCAAUAGUCAAGAAAAUACCCACGGUGCUGGUCUCCCAACAACAACAACAACUGCAACAGCAACAGCAACAAGAGUCCAAGCAACAGGGGGACAACGUGAAGAGUAACAAAUCUGCGGGUCGAUUGCAAUUGCAACUGCAACUGAAGCCGGCGAAGCAUUAUCAACACGAACGUGGCGAUCCCGAUGGAGGCUGCAAUCUGGAUGAGCUGUGUGCCAACUACAUGUCCAAAUCGGAUGAGCUGAGAUCGGUCGGCAAGUCGAGCAAGAACAGCGUGUCCAGCAAACCAUCGAGCAAGAGUAUCGAGGAAUCGCUAAAUGCCAAAAAGGGUUGGUUAAUGAAACUGGACAAUCGGACGGGCGAGUGGAGCAAACAUUGGUUCACCUUGAGUGGAGCGGCACUUUUCUACUAUCGAGAUCCAUUGUGUGAGGAACGUGGCGUACUCGACGGUGUCCUUGAUGUCAACAGUCUGUCGAAUGUCGUGGAGGAGCCGAGUGCGACUAAACAGCAUGCUUUCCAGCUCAUCACGUGGGACAAGCAACGUCUCUUUUUGGCCAGUCUCUCGCCCAGCUCAAGGAACAGUUGGUUGGCUGUGCUGCGAAGUGCGGCAGGGUUGCCACAACAACUGGAGGCAACUACAACGACGACGUCAAUAAGUGCAACGAUAGCGACAACGACAACAGGAACGCCAUCAUCCCUGAUUAAGUCAAGCGACAUUGAGCAGGACUUUAUAAAGGCGCAACUGCAACCACAAUUGUCACAUCCACUUAGCUCAAGUCCGGCCACGCCUGGCACUCCAGCGAAUGGUCCACACUUCUCCUCGGACGAGGAGUAUCGCACCGCCUCAGAGGGCGGUCGUAGGGACAGUCUCGACUGGGGUUCGCCGUUGUCUCCCUCUCCGCCUGUUCUGCGGAGUUGCCUGCGCAAUAGGAGCCUGGCCAGUCUCCAUAAGCGCAGUCGCAGCUCCCCGCCCAGCUCUCGACGCAGUACAGUCGAUAGUGUGGCCAGCGAUGAGCUGCCUCUAAUGGCCGUACCGGAGGAGACUCGUCCAGAUCGUGAGCUGAAGCAACAAUGCGAAACCCUGCGAACCGAGGCCAAGCUAAGGGAGGCACGCAUGUCCGAGCUUCUUACCACGCUCCAGCGGACGGAGCAGGAACUGACGGCCCGACUGCAGGAGCAACAGCAACAACUGAAUGGAGAACUGACGAGUGCCAAGCAAAGUGCCGCAGAACUGGUCCACAGCUUGAGUCUGCAACUGACGGAGAGUCAGUGCAAGAUUAAGCAGCUGGAGGAUCGCUUGGCGCAAGGCAUUGAGGAGAACGAGAGCUUGUACAAGAGAUUGCGUGACUUUCAGGCGGAUAAUAGUCAGGUGGUGAGCAGCUUGAGCAAUCUGCAACGUCACAAGAUGAAGCGCAUGGACUCGCUGAGUGAUCUGACCACGAUCAGUGACAUUGAUCCCUACUGCCUGCAGCGGGAUUCGCUGGCUGAGGAGUACAACGAGCUGCGCAGUCGCUUCGAGAAGGCGGUUAAUGAAAUUCGAGCCAUGAAGCGAGAACUCAAGCAAUCCCAGAAUCAAUAUGAUGCCCUCGAACUCAUUCAGACAGCAUUGCAGCAGAAGCUGGAACGCUGCCAGAUGGAGGACGGUGCCCAGCUGCAGUUGAUGGCAGCACGAAUUCAGGAUCUGACCAUCAAGUACAGCACCUCGGAGCGACAGGUGCGAGCGCUGAAACAGAAACUGGCCAAGUCCGAACGCAGGCGAUCCCUCUCCCUGAAGGGCAAGGAGCAGCUGGAGCUCAAGUUGAGCGAGUUGCAAAGGGAAACGAAAGUGGAACGAAAGGCCGGAGAUUGCAGCACGGCGAGCACUACGGAAUCCAGCAGUGAUUCCAGCAGUCAGUCGUCUCCUUUAAAUGCUCAUCUCUUGCAGCGUCUGCACAGCCUGGAGCAUGUGCUCCUCAGCACCAAGGAGCGUCUGGAGCAGAGUCUCAAUCAGCUGCAACAGCUGCGGGCAAAUCAACGUAGUCGUCGCUCUGUAUCCCCUCUCAAUGAGCGCAAGGAUGGCCUCCGGCAACUGGAGCGUGCUUUGGCCGAGACCUGUGUCCUGGUCAGCGAGCAGAUGGAACUCUCCUGCCUGCAGGAAGCCUGUCACAAGUGUUGCGAACUGCGUCAGCGUGUGGAGAAGCUAACGGCACUUCAACAGCAGACGGAGACGGAUCUGCAGCGAAGUGAGCAGCUGCUGGAACAGCGCGAGAGCGAACUGGCAGUCGUCCUGGAGAAGUGCGCCACACAGGAGCAGGAGCAGCAACUGUUGUUGCAACAGCGCAACAAGCUUAGCGACGAGUUGGGCAGACAACAGGAGCGUUGCAAGCGACUGGAGAAGCGUCUCGAUCUCCUGGAGCGGGAACAUGGAAAGCAGCUCGAGUGCCUCCGGGAGGUCUAUCGCCAUGAGCACGCCAAUGUCGCCGAUGAGCAGAGUUUCCGCAAGCGUUACCAAACGGAGAUCGAACAGCUGAGGACACUCUGCGAGAAGGGUCUUAGCGCCAUGGAGUCAUCGCAUCGCCGCCUUAUCUGUGACAUGGAGGAGAAGCAUAAGCUAGAAAUUGAGCGACUGCUGGCGGAGAAGGAAACAGCGCUAGCCGAGGAGACUCAGGCAACACUGGCCGCACUGGACGCCAUGCGAAAGGCGCAUCAGAGUGAGGUGCAACGGGAGGUGGCACGCUUCAAGGCCGAGUUUCUGCUUCAGGUGCAGCGGGGUGAACACAUGCGGGGAGAUGGCGUCAAGCUGAAGGAAGAGGAGCUCGAUGAGUUACGUCUGGAGAUUUUGUCCUUUUCCGAGAAAUAUUCCAUCAAAUGUGUGGAAAAUGCUGCCCUCGAGGAGAAACUGCAUAUGGCCAAUGGCAAAUUGAGGCACUUUCAGCAAAUGCAACAGCUGGAACUCAGAAAUCAACAAUUUCGUGCCCAUCUGGCCUCUGAUGAUCCUGGGAGCGAUGUUCAUUUCGUCCAAGGUCUGACAACGGGCUGCAAGGAGGAUGCUUCCUGUGAAGAUAGCGAGCCUGUUCAAAGUGCACCAAAAAUAAUGGUUGAAACAAACACAGCAACAAGAUCAACUCUAGAGUCAGACACAAAGCUCGUUGAGACGGCAUCGAGAGCGACCGAUAAAUUGGAACAGAACCUGUUUGUGAUACCCUCCCAUAAGCAGAAUCGUUGCCAAGUGUCUGCCGCAAACAUUUAUGAUAGUGGCAACAAUAUCGGUAACAUCGAUCAGGUCGAUAGCAACGAUUGCGUCGAUAACAGCGAUGAGCUCGCCUAUGAGCCGUGCUACAAACCCAGCGAUAUAUUUGCCAUAUAUCAGAAUCGUUUAUGUUUCCAAGGUAUGAAAAGCAGCUCGACGUUUGGAAAGAAUUUGCGAAAAUCCACUGCAAGAACAUCACCAGCAUCAUCAUCAUCAUCAUCAUCACCAGCAUCAUCGUCUUCAUCAUCAUCAACAACUACAGCAUUGACAGCUGUAGCAACAAUAAAGAUGCCCGAUCCGAAGGGACCCAGUCACAAACGAAUCUAUCAAACGGACGCCGUUAUUAACAUUCAACAACAGCACAACCCCGACAAUGCAAUACAACAAGAAAAAGCACAAUGAACAAUGAGAAUGAAAACGAAAACGAAAUAAUGGAAAAUCAAUUGAAAAUAAUAACCAAGAACAACAGAACCAGUGGAACAACCAAAGAAUAAUUAGUGCUAAUAAUAAAUAAAUAAAUUAUUAUAAAUAUUUAACAUAUAAUGAACUAAACCAAAUGCAAAAAUCAAACGGAAAUACUUACAUGUAAAUAUGCGAAGAUCAUUUUCUAAACUGGUUAAAAAAAAAAGAUGAUGUUGGUGAUGUUGGCAGUAACAGCAGCAGCAGCAGCAGCAGCAGCAGCAGCUUGUCCAAGCUUCUAGGAAUGAUAGAGAGCAAGAGAUUGAGUUAUACACUAACAACGACUGUUCACCCCCUUCCAAUGCAUACUGGAAGGGACGUCGAGCAAUGGAAAGACUAACUACAACAACAACAACAACAACAACAGCAGCAGCAACAAUACAACUCACAAUAAAAUCAACAGCAACACGCGUAUCAAUUAUUGGCACAAAAUGGAUUAUCAUUUUGGCAUAAAUAAAAAGCAAACAAUU
Drosophila innubila is the source of this 5822-nucleotide messenger RNA. RefSeq names its product protein outspread (gene osp). Gene Ontology annotation, biological process: actin filament organization. The coding region runs from base 463 to 5295 and encodes 1610 amino acids. Gene Ontology annotation, molecular function: actin filament binding. The record is from RefSeq and is a predicted model, not a curated record. Lineage: Eukaryota; Metazoa; Arthropoda; Insecta; Diptera; Drosophilidae. Gene Ontology annotation, cellular component: actin cytoskeleton. The transcript has 11 exons.